Messenger RNA from Penicillium longicatenatum, 951 nucleotides. RefSeq lists its product as uncharacterized. The transcript is spliced from 2 exons. Gene Ontology annotation, molecular function: oxidoreductase activity. The record is from RefSeq and is a predicted model, not a curated record. Bases 1 to 951 code for a protein of 316 amino acids. Lineage: Eukaryota; Fungi; Ascomycota; Eurotiomycetes; Eurotiales; Aspergillaceae.
AUGUUUGCCUCUUUUCAGAAUCUGCGCACCCAGUGGUUCCCGCCCAAAGCGGCCUUUACUGAGAAAGAGCUGCCCUCGCAGGGGGGUCGGAUUUUUAUUGUGACGGGCGGCAAUAGUGGUGAGCGUGCCGAAGAUGCGAUUCAAUCCAUCGUGAAGGUUCAACCUGCGCCGAAGUUGCCUGGCAAGAUCAAGUUUCUCCAUCUUGAUCUCAGCGAUUUGGAGUCAGUCAAGGAGGCGGCGACUACCUUUGCACAACAAGAAUCAAAGCUCGACGUCCUCUGGAAUAAUGCGGGGACUGGAGCGUUCCGAGUGGAAGUUGGUGCUAGAACAGUUCAGGGAUUCGAGGCUAUGGUGGGGAUGCACUGUAUUGCGACUUUGCUUUUCACCGAGCUCCUACGACCGCAGCUACGGGCGGCCGCAGCAGCGCCCGAGACACCUCGUGGAUCUGUUAGAGUAGUGUGGACAUCCAGCUUUAUGGCCGAGGGCGGCACGCCGACGAACGGUAUUGAUUUCAACGUGUUAGAGAAGGGAACCAAUGAUCGCGCUCGCAACUAUUCUGUCUCGAAGGCGGGAACCUGGAUGCUGGGACGGGAGUUGGCCCGACGAUUCCAUCUUGACCAGGAAAACAUUGUGAGCGUGGUGCAGAACCCAGGCAAUCUGAAAGCGAAGGUCUAUGAAGGGACUCCGGCGGCUCUCAUGUUUUUUAUCCACCCUUUACUCCUCCACGAGGCCAAGCUUGGGGCCUAUACUGAGCUAUACGCCGGUUUAUCACCCGAGAUAACACUUGAGGAGAAUGGCGCCUACAUCAUUCCCUGGGGAAGGAUUCGAGAGGAUAAGGAUUGUCCACGACGAGAUAUCAUCACGGCGAUGACUUCAGCUGAGGAUGGGGGACUUGGAUACCCAACACGGCUUUGGGAGUGGUGUGAGCAGCAAUGGAAGCCCUUUGUGUAA